Messenger RNA from Ornithodoros turicata, 1825 nucleotides. RefSeq names its product oxygen-dependent coproporphyrinogen-III oxidase-like (gene Coprox). Lineage: Eukaryota; Metazoa; Arthropoda; Arachnida; Ixodida; Argasidae. The coding region runs from base 72 to 1220 and encodes 382 amino acids. Gene Ontology annotation, molecular function: coproporphyrinogen oxidase activity. The record is from RefSeq and is a predicted model, not a curated record. The transcript has a single exon. Gene Ontology annotation, cellular component: cytoplasm.
GGGUUGGUUUUGUUCAGUUUCGAUCUCAGCUUGUCUGGCUUUAGCGCGGGUGUUACGCGCGUAGGAAAAUUAUGUGGACAACAGUUUCACCGCGGUGUGUCACAAGCAUUCUGAAGCAUAUUCGAUCUCAGUAUGCUGCAUUACCUAUCUCUCGGCGUACCUUGCAUGUUCUGAGACCCACGCGAAAACUGUGCAUUAGCGGGCUUGUAGCCUGUGGCGUAUGUGCGGGUGCGCUUGCUGGAUACUGUACAGUCCCACGUACUUGCUUAGCAUCCUCAGUAGCACCCAGCAGCGCGAUGUCUUUGGGGAGACCAAUUACCACCCCGGACGGUGUUUCUAACAGCACGAACUUCAAGAUGGAAGUAAUUUCCAUAAAGACACAAGCUGAAGUCGUACACGAACUUCAGCGACUUGAAGGGAGUUCGAAAAAAUUUGUUGUGAAUAGAAGCACGGACUCGGAUAACAGUGGCAGUAUAACCUGCGUUAUCGAGGAUGGUGAAGUAUUCGAGAAGGCUUGCGUCAAUGUCGCAGUUUCGUCGGGCGUUCUGCCUGCUGACGCAGCAAAACGAAUGCGUAUGUCGACACACAAAGAUGGCCCCCUCGAGUACUCGGCCACGAUUAUCACUUCCACCAUUCACCCGCGGAAUCCAAACGCACCUUCGAUACAGUUUUCUUACAGCUACUUCGAAGCAAGCGACUCCUCAGGAGUUGUUCACUGGUGGUUUGAUGGAGGCUGCGAAUUGACGCCUUACAUAUUGCACGAAGAGGACAUCCGUCACUUUCAUCGCACACUGAAGCAAACAUGCGACCGGCACAACGUGUCCUAUUACCGUGCUUUUAAGGAGCAGUGUGACAAACAUUACUUCAUCAAACACAGACAGGAGCACAGGGGUGUUGGGGGUAUAUAUUUUGACCAUCUCAAUGAUGGCUCCCAAAUCAAAUGCUUGGAAUUCGUUUCCGAUUGCCUUCGUGCAGUACUACCGAGCUACGUGCCUAUUGUAGAGAAAAACAAAGACAAGGGCUACUCGUAUUGUGACAGAGAUUUGCAACUGGUUCGGCAAGCACGAUUCGCAGAAUUCACACUGCUAUACGACAGCGAUGAGUACAGUGACCUAAUGUUGCCAUUAAAUGCUCGAUGGCAUUACCAGUCGGAGCACAAAGCAAGUUCAGGAGGAAACGAUAUCUUUGACAUACUUAGAAAUCCAAAAGAUUGGGUUUGAGUGUACAGAACGUACAAAGAGGUGCUUCGAGCCCUCUAUUAGAACAGCAAGACAAAUAUGUAAAUACUUGCAGCAUUUGUAUCUACAGGGUGUUUGCUCUAACGUGUCCAGAAAUUUUAUUUAAAGCGAGCGAUAAAAGAGAAACGAGCGCUACUUUUCAGCUACUUGACUAAGAAACAGGUGCUACUAGUGAUGCAGUACCUGUUUCUUACUCAAGUAGCAGAAAAAUACCACUUGCUUUUCUUUUAUCGCUCGCUUUAAAUACAAUUUCUGUACACGUCAGAGCAAACACCCUGUAUAGGUGUUGAGUGAACGCAGUAGGACAUGAACUGAGCUGGAGUGAGGUGUAAGAGAAUAUAGUAGACAACCUGGGCACAGGUACAGACGUUUAGCGCAUGUUGUGCACAUCACUGUCUCCCUGUACGUGUCCCACAUUCGGAAAUAUUUAUGACUUAUAAACCUAUCUUCUGAAAGGUGGACAAAUGUAAAUAAGCUGUUGUGAUAUUUUGUCCCUCCUUUGCAUGUUUUUUUAGUACAAAAUACUGCAAAUACUGGGAUGUGCUAUGUAUGUUCAGUGUAAAUAAAAUGUACUAUUCCUGGCACAA